AGUCUACUGAAUGGGUGGGGGAAGGUAGCGCUGGUGCGCCAGUAUGCGUAAGAAACUGAAACCGGUUUGGAAACGGUGAGCCACUGGGCUGGGAUAAACACCUUCGAACGAAAACUUUCAGCGUAUUCAGACUCUGUAUCAUUAUGUGACCGAAAAAAAAAGGAAAAGGAAAGAGAGUUAAUUAUUUAGAAGGACGAACUGCUUUCACUCCGUGGCUACAUUUCGAGGACCUCACUAUCACAAUGAGGAAAUUCAUUCUUGCUUGUCUUUUGCCAACAGGAUGUUUGGCUAUCCUUGUCACAGUGCCAGACACUACACGCUACACUACCAUGUUUGCUUCAGUUACAAUGAGAUGUGACUAUUCCACCUCUGCAAAUAUGCAACUAGUUGUGGUCACUUGGCGCUACAAGUCUUUCUGCAGGGACCCAAUCCUGGACUAUUAUUCAUCAGGUUAUCAAGCUGCUUUGGCCCUAGGACAGGAUCCUGUAAAUGACUGUCCAGACAGCCAAAGAGAAGUUAGAACUGUAAUCCAAAAAACUGGAACAAAUGAGCCCAUUCUAGGAGUGGAAUACGCACAGAGAAAAAUUACAAUUCAAAACAAGGCUGACCUGGUGAUAAAUGAAGUUAUGUGGUGGGAUAAUGGGGUUUACUUCUGCAUUGUAGAAGCCCCAGGUGACACUGCAGGUGAUCCAGAUAAAGAAGUUAAGCUGAUCGUUUAUAAUUGGCUUGUGGUGAUUUUCAUCAUCCUGGGUUUCCUCCUGUUAAUUAUACUGCUUUCCAUUUGCUGGUGCCAGUGUUGUCCGCAUCGUUGCUGCUGUUAUGUUCGCUGUCCCUGCUGCCCAACUAAGUGCUGCUGUCCAGAAAAAGCUAUAAUACAACACAGAAUAAUGAAAGAAGCAAAGAAGGCUUUAAUGCCGUGGUCAGCAGGACACAUUUAUGAUCCCGUGGGCUCUUACAGGUCAUCAUCUCAUCACACCCCUCAAAUGCUCAAAGAUUACUCUUUAAAGCACCAUAUCCCAAUGAUCCCAAUGCAACAACAAUCUCACCAUAGCAAUAAGUCUGUCCUUGAUUACCUUGAAAGCCAGGUGAGAAAUUUAGACACAGUCCAGCCACUACAACAGCCUCUGUUACCAAGUAAUCAUGUGCAGUUCCAGACCCCUCCAAGUGUACUGUCUUCACUGAACGAGAUUGGUGUGCGUGAAAUUGAUAGACGUGUCAUUCAUCUGCCACCAAUUGUUGAAAGAAUACCCUCUUCCCAUUCAACCAACAACUCCGCACGAAGGAAUACAACUUCUUCUGGAUUCAGAGGUCAACAUUCUGAAGCUGAAUUGGUUGGUAGAGGGGUGCAUGGCCAAGGAGGAUCAAGAUCCAGUCGAGGAUCCCAUUCAGAGCAAGACAACAGGAACCGGAGGAGAGAGCCACAGAAUAACAAUCGUAAUCACUGGAGAGAUCAGUACUCUCAUCCAAGAGACUGGCGAAGUUACAGUGAUGAGUCUGACUAUGAUGAUCGCAGAGGGGGACCAAACAUGAGAAGAAAUAAUGUUGGCAGCUACUCCCAACCCAGACAGGAGAGAGAACAAUACCGAGAUGACUAUAACCCCGGUAGGCAUCGCCCACGUCGGAGACAGAGGAGUUAUUCUCCUCCUGGCCGAAGAGGGUCUUGGAGUUCUGAUGAUGACAGCAGCAGAGCGGCUGGAAAUAACCGAAGGAGAAACAAAGAUCACAGUGCGGAGUGGCCAGAAAAACCUCCCAGCUACCGCUCCAUUGAGAUCUUGCCAGACCGCAGUCAUAAUGGUUCAAACAGAGUUCAUGAAAGAUAUUCAGAAAGAAGCUCACGAAGUGGCAGAAGUGUGGUGUUAUAAACAGACAGAGGAGAAGCUUCUAUUUCAGCUAUACUUUACAUAGAGGAAAACUAUUUUGAGCAGCAUAUCAAGGACUUACUAGUGGACAGAAGAAAAUUUUGUAUUUUUGCUUUAACUGCUUGUUUUUAAUUGCUACCAUGACUCGUUUUUUAAAAGAAAAAAAAAGACAUUAAUUUGUAAGAUUUUGUAACUGGUGCAAUGACUUUUGGAGAGACUGAAUUUCUGUUUUAGAAAUAUUUAGUUCACUACAUUGCAAUUUCUAAGAUUGUACACAAAAUGUGCGACCAGUGGUUCAGCACAAAAAUCAUAUUAAAUAUUUUAGGAUGGAUGAGCAAAAUAAGUAAAAGUCUUUCUGUGGGUGUCUCUGUCAUCCUUACAUUAUCAUGUUUAAUGACGAAAGUAACAUCACUGAGAUUUUGCUUUGUUUUAGAUGUUACAUUGUGUUUUGCUAAGUUGGUUAACUUUAUGUACUGUAUAUGUUUCUUAAGUGGCCAGGCAUUGCAAUAAUAAGGUGAGUGUGUCAUUUUAAAAGUUUAGGUUAAUGCAAUUGUAUAUAUAUUUGCUCCUAGAAAACAAGAUCAUGUAAUGUAACAACUGUACCCUUUUCUAGGUCUAAAACGGUUUUAAAUGAAGCUGCGGUGAGCUGGAUUGCUCAGUCUCGUCAAGUGCUUAAUGUAAUUUGCUUAUUCCUCCUCUGUAUACAGAUGACAUAUUGUGAAUUUUGGAACAGCCUGUCCAGUCAAGGGGGAUUUCACCUGUUUGGGGUUUUUUUUUUUUUUGUGUGACAAUCCUGCUUGAUACAAAAAAAUACUUUAUAGAGUUUCUUUUCUUUCAGUGAAGAGAAUUUUUUGGAAAUUUCUCAAUCAUCAGUGAAACAAAAUGUCAGAUUUUAUGUAAAUAAAUAUUUUUGGGCAAGUUUUACAUUCACCACCUGUGCUACAAAAAUGACCUCCUUAUGUAAUCUAAAUUUGUUCCUGUGACUUUUUUUGUUACAGAUACUUGCCAAAUUUUAAAAAAGCAUUCCUCUAAAUGGUAAAUGUGACAAAAAAAUAUGUAAAUAUCGUAUAAGGUGCCAGCCUUGUUUAAUUCUUAAAUUAUGGUUUCUUUUGAAUAUUUUCUAUGUGCAUUUUGAGCUCUACUAGGACAGAAUAUUCACACAUUAAUAUGCUCAUUUUCUUUCUUAUGCUUCUAAUGACUUAAUGUAUUGAUAUCCAUGUGUCUCAAACAUAUUACAUGAUACACUGCUUGCAUUUCUGCUUUAGCUGACAUCUUUUUACAUUAACUGUGUAUUCCUGCUACUUUGCUAUGAGUCUCCUCCUUUCUCUGUAGUGGAGAACUUCCUGGAUGGCUGCAGUGGCUGCUGCUUUUCAUUUAUAGAUGCUGACAUUAAAUAAUGCUUCUUGUUUUUCUAUUUCA
Messenger RNA from Polypterus senegalus (gray bichir), 3278 nucleotides. RefSeq names its product immunoglobulin-like domain containing receptor 1a (gene ildr1a). The record is from RefSeq and is a predicted model, not a curated record. Gene Ontology annotation, molecular function: high-density lipoprotein particle receptor activity. Bases 243 to 1862 code for a protein of 539 amino acids. The transcript has 8 exons. NCBI's taxonomy places the organism in Eukaryota, Metazoa, Chordata, Cladistia, Polypteriformes, Polypteridae. Gene Ontology annotation, cellular component: plasma membrane.